AUGGAGGUUUCAGGUAAGAGAAGAUCAAAAUGUUCAAAUAAAUCACCGACUGACUUUGUAUUUAGAUGUCAUCCGUGUGAAAGGGAAGGAGAGAAAAAAGAAGCUAAAGGAUUCUGUCAAACAUGUACAGAGUAUUUAUGUGUAGACUGUUACAAAUGCCACUGUAAACCUACUCCGACAAAAAACCAUAUUCUUCUAGACAAGGAUAGCAUGCCAAGAGAUACGAAAUUGGUCUCGGCAAAACAUAACUGUACGGAAGUAUGUUUAGAACAUGGAUCACAAUUAGUCCAUUUCUUCUGUAGAGAACAUGAUGCUGUUGGUUGCACAACCUGUAUGACUCUAGGUCAUAAUUCGUGUGAUAUCGAUUUCAUUCCCGACAUUUCUGCAGAUUUUAAGGAAAGUAUGGAAUAUUAUGAAUUGGUGAACAAGGUUAAACGCCUUAAAAAUGAUGUUCAUUUUGCAAGGAAAAAAGUUGAAGAAGAUGUCAAAAUUGUGGAAGACAUACAUAUGAAAGCGGUAGAUGAUAUACGUUCAUUUCGAAAUGAAAUUAAUACAUACUUGGACAAUAUUGUAAAAAAGCUACUAGUAAAAUGUGAAAAUCUGAAGCAACGUAAUGACACGAUUUUAAGGACAACUUUGAGAGACAUGCGUGAUAUGAAACGGAACCUUAAAGAUAUGUAUGUGCAGAUAACUAAACAGACGAGGGAUUUGGGUGAUUUGUUUGUUCGUGCUAAACAAAAUAGUCAUGUCUUGCAAGACAUUGAACAAAAAAUAACGGAAAGUGUGACGAAUGACCUUCAAAUGUUUACCUUUGAGAGAAACAGCCAAGUUCGUUUUAACUUUGAGGAUAAAGAAAGCUCUUUUGGCAAGUUGAAAGCAGUGGAUGCACGGACUAAAAAGGCGAUACGUAAAAAGACUUUCCCUGACCAUUUCACACCAGAGUGCGUCAAAACUGUCAGUGUUAGAUCAACAACAGACAAUAAAUAUUGUCGAAUCACUGGAAUUGUUGUGAUAGGAACUGAUACGGUAGUAUGUUGUGACUUUAAUAACAAUUUAUUGAAGUUGAAAAAUAUCAAAGCUGAUAAAGUUACAUCAGUGUUGAAACUCAGCGCUGACCCUUGUGAUGUAACGUGUCUUUCAUGCUAUCGACUUGCAAUAACUACUGGGGAUAAACAGAAGAUUUAUAUGGUCUCUUAUGCAAAUGGAUGCUUGUCGAAGCAAACAAGUUUCGCUGUAAGCGGAGAAUGUGCUGGAAUAACUGCGUUCGACAAGGAAAAGCUUGCUGUGUCAUUUAUUGAUCCUCCAAAAGUGGAAAUACUGAGUACGGAUGGGAAAGUUCUAGAGCGUUUUGCAAAAGAUAGGCAUGGAAAGGAAUUAUUUCUUUGUCCACGGUAUAUAGCCACUGAUUGUGAAAAUGAAUGUUUUUACAUUUCUGAUACUCUGAAGCACACGGUAGUAAAGAUUUCUAAAUUUGGACAAGUACUUUCUGAAUACAGAGAUGACAAUCUUGUAAAUCCAAAAGGAAUAGAAGUUUGUGACGAUGGAUCAGUUGUAGUUUGUAACUUUGGAAAUGACAAUUUACAUCUGAUUUCACCAAACUGCGAGAAAAUAAGGAUACUACUACAUGGAACGAAGAAACCACGUGUGGUGUGUGUAAAAAUUGAAAACGAGGGGCCAAUUCUUUAUCUUAGUUCCGAAAGCGGAAACGAAGAUGUUUUACUCAAAUACAAAUUUGAUUAA
Molecule: messenger RNA, 1740 nt
Organism: Ruditapes philippinarum (Manila clam)
Lineage: Eukaryota; Metazoa; Mollusca; Bivalvia; Venerida; Veneridae
Exons: 1
Coding region: 1-1740 (579 amino acids)
Molecular function (GO): zinc ion binding
Source: RefSeq, a predicted model, not a curated record